AUGGAUGCAGCAGGGACGCGGUCGAGGUAUUGGUGUUACUCGUGUCAUCAAAUGGUGAACCCGAUCAGGGAAGUUGAGGAUGUCAAGUGCCCUCUCUGCCAAGGCGGGUUUGUGGAAGAAGUUGAUGGUGGUGGUGGUGCCACAGAUGGUCAUGCUCAUGACCCCGAUUCAGACUUCUCAUCCGAUCGCAACCUCUCUCUCUGGGCACCCAUUUUGCUUGGCAUGAUGGGGAACACGAGACGUCAAAGAAGGUUCCGGAGAACAGAUUUUGAGGAAGAUUAUGAUUACAGCGACGAGGAUGGUGAAGCUCGCCGUGGAGGAGAGGUAGACAAUCACCUAGACCGUGAACUUGAAUCCAUCAUAAGGAGAAGGAGACGCAGCUCUGCUGCUAUCUUGCAACUGCUUCAGGGACUUCGGAGUGGAACCGAGAACUCUCUAGGAGACUCCGAUAGAGAGAGAGCAAGAUACCGAGACAGGGAAAGAUACAGAGACCGAUACAGGGACAGGGAGAGAGAGCGAGUUAUCUUGAUCAACCCUUCCAAUGAAGCAAUUAUGGUUCAUGGUUAUGAUUCGAAUGGCAAUGGAGAAAGCCUGAAUGAGACUCCCAUUGGGUCAUUGGGUGAUUACUUUGUCGGACCUGGUCUAGAUUUGCUGUUGCAGCACUUAGCAGAGAAUGAUCCAAAUAGGUACGGGACUCCACCUGCACAAAAGGAGGUGAUCGAGGCACUGCCCACGGUGCUAGUGAAGGAGACUGUGCAAUGCUCUGUGUGUUUGGAUGACUUUGAGAUUGGCAGUGAAGCAAAGGAAAUGCCAUGUAAGCACAAGUUCCACAGUGGGUGCAUAUUACCAUGGUUGGAGCUUCAUAGUUCUUGUCCAGUGUGUAGGUUUCAGCUUCCGACAAACAAGUCUGCGUUUGAUCCUGUGAGUGAGGCAACAAACCAUGGCGGCAGCAACAACAAUGAGGGAAGUACUAGCCAUGAAAGCAGUGGUGAAGAGGCAGAAGGGGAAGGGAGAAAUGGAGGAAGAAGGUUCUCUUUCCCGUGGCCUUUCAGUGGUUUGUUCUCCUCUCCAAAUGCAAGCAAUUCGUCAGCAACCCCUUUGUCUCCUUCGGCAGCAAAUACACGUGGGUCCGGAACAAACUCUUCUGAAACGUACGAGAAUUGA
Linum tenue is the source of this 1164-nucleotide messenger RNA. Lineage: Eukaryota; Viridiplantae; Streptophyta; Magnoliopsida; Malpighiales; Linaceae. The record is from the annotation of a GenBank genome assembly.